UCACAAAAUCAGUGGUGGAUAAGCUCUCUCCUCUCCCCAUGCUCAAAUCCAUCUCCCACCUCCCCACCACGAAACUGCACAACCAUCUUCCUUCUCUCAACACAGUAUUGGACAAGAAGCUGUGCCUUCUUUCCUCUGCUCCACUACGUAUAUUCCCGGUACUAUUUACGAGCGAUCUGACAGCCAACACGGUCUCUGAACUUAUUGCAUUCAGCACAGGAACAUAUUCCCUAGCCUGCUGCUUGGUGCCCUUUUCAGCCUUUGCGGCAAAACCGAAUCGCCAUGCCAGUAGUUCUCUCUGGGAAAGAGCAGUCGCUCUUUCGAACUGUUGUGCGCAAUUAUGAGGACAAACAAUAUAAGAAAGGUUUGCCAGCUCCAGCUGCUAUUAGCAAAGCUACGCUCUAAUUCAAUUUUAGGGAUCAAGGCCGCCGAACAAAUCCUCAAGAAGAACCCCAAACAUGGAGAUACACUGGCAAUGAAGGCGCUAUGUAUGAAUUCGCAGGGGAAAACGGAAGAGGCGUUUGCGCUCGCGAAAGUCGCCCUAACUUGUGAUAUGAAGUCGCAUGUUUGCUGGCAUGUUUAUGGAUUGUUGUGGAGAGCUGUAAAGAAUUUUGAAGAGGCGAUCAAGGCAUACAAGUUUGCUUUGAGACUAGAGCCAGAAUCUGUACAGAUUCAGCGGGAUUUGGCUCUGUUACAGGUGCAGAUGCGGGACUACCAAGGUUAUUUGGUUAGUCGUAGAGCAAUGUUGGCUGCUAGAUCUACCAUACGACAGAGUUGGACGGCUCUUGCAGUAGCACAGCACUUGAGUGGGGAUCUUGCACAGGCAGAGGGUGUUUUGACCAGUUAUGAGGAAACUUUGAAGAACCCUCCAUCCAAAACCGACUUCGAAAACUCUGAAGCUGUGAUGUACAAGAACUCCUUGAUUGCGGAGCAAGGAGACUACCAAAGGGCUUUGGAGCACUUGGAAUCUGCUGGGAAACAUAACUUGGAUAGACUCGCUGUUUUCGAGCUUCGCGCUACAUACCUGACCAAGCUUGAUCGAACCGAAGAAGCCACAAAGGCAUACCGAGCCCUUAUCGAUCGCAACUCGGAAUACAAAACUUACUAUGACGGCCUAAUAAAGGCCAUGGGAGUUGCGCCCACAGACCACAAAGCCAUGAUUGCAGUAUACGAUGAGUAUGCCGAAAAGUAUCCUCGAUGUGAUGCAGCGCGCAGAUUACCUCUUGAUUUCUUGGAGGGUGAGGAUCUAGUCCACUACCUCUGUAAUACAAUGCUAAUUAUUGCACUUAGGCGAUGACUUUAAAGCGGCUGCAGACAAGUAUAUCAACCGGAUGUUGGACAAGGGUGUACCAUCAACCUUUGCAAACCUCAAACAUCUUUAUUCCAGCGAUUUCAAAAAAGAAGUCCUUCCUUCGUUAGUUCAGCAAUACAUUGACAGUGGGAAGAGUGAGAAGAGCGAAGAACCAAAGAGAAAUGGCGAUACAUCCAAAGGUGCCUCUGCGGCGUUCUAUUUUCUUGCCCAACAUUACAACUAUUAUUUAAGUCGCGAUCUAGACAAAGCAAUGGACUUCAUUGACAAGGCCAUCGAAUUGGAACCCAAAAGCGUGGAUUUCCAUAUGACAAAAGCGCGCAUAUGGAAGCAUUACGGCAACACUCAAAAAGCUUCUGAAAUUAUGGAGCUCGCCCGAACUCUGGAUACACGAGAUCGCCACAUCAACACCAAGGCUGCCAAAUAUCAACUGAGAAACAAUGAGAGCGAAGCCGCUUUGAAAACAAUGGGAAUGUUCACUCGAGCAGAGACUGUUGGAGGGCCACUUGCUGAUUUGCAUGAUAUGCAGUGUGUGUGGUUUUUGACCGAAGACGGUCAAUCGUAUGCGCGUCAGGGGAAAACUGGUCUUGCUCUCAAGAGAUUUACUUCUAUAUUCAAUAUUUUUGAUGUAUGGCAAGAAGAUCAAUUUGAUUUCCACAGCUUCUCUUUACGCAAAGGUCAAAUCCGAGCGUACGUUGAUAUGAUCAGAUGGGAGGAUCAAUUGAGGGAACACCCUUUCUAUUCUCGUGCUGCACUCUCUGCCAUUGAAGUGUAUAUCAAAAUUGCUGAUAAGCCUCUGUUGAAUGGAUCCAACGGGACAGCAGGCCUGAGUGAAGAAGAUGCGGCUGAGCAGAGGAAGGCAGCGAAGAAGGCGCGAAAGGAAGCGCAAAAGGCCGAGCGUGAAGCGUUGGCAAAAAAGAAUGAGCCCAACAAGUCAACCAGAGAAGGGGAUAAUGAUCCCAAGAAGAAGGACGAUGAUCCAGAAGGUAUCAAGCUUGCUGCUACAACAGAGCCAAUGAAUGAUGCUAUGAAGUUCCUCACACCUCUUCUGCAGUUCAGCCCAAAGAACAUCGAUGUUCAGUUGGCUGGAUUUGAGGUCUUCAUCCGACGAAGUAAGUUUUUUUUUGGUACCCAACUCGAACUAGUCGACUAAUAUCAUUGGCAGAGAAGUAUGUUCUUGCUCUUAAAUGUCUGCUGGCAGCAGCAGCUCUCGACCGAGAGCACUCUAAGGUUCACAGCCAAUCUAUCCGAUUCAAGCUUGCACUGGAUAAGGAACUGGACACCAUCAACCCAAAAACCGCGGAAGUAAUCAAGUCUGAGUUCAACCUUAUCCCAGCGUCUGUGCCCCUUGCGAAAUUCAACGAUGAAUACCUUAGCAAGCAUAAAGAUUGCGCUCGACGAACACUUUCGGGGUUGACGACGCGAAGAUUAUUGUCUCCUGAUGCAUCCCCGAGCGUCGAGAAAGAUAUCGUUGACAUUCUCAAAUUUCCGACUGUCACAUCAGAAGAAGCCACUGAGGCAUAUGAAGUACUGAAAUCUUGGAAAAGUAGCGAGGUUGACACAUUCAAGUCAAGUGCAACACAAACGUGGCCCAAAGCAACAAUCUUUGCUUGAUGUUAUUGAAUUUAGCGAAUUGUGUAAUUUGAUAUUCGCACGAAUUUCUGAACAGCCUAUCCGAUAUAUUUUUGCGGCGGCUUGUGGCAUAGCUAGCAUUGGCAUGGAAACUUUCGCAGGGAAAAGAUUAGUUAGAUAAAAGUUUUGAUGACCCCUUUGCGAAAUGAGGG
This is a messenger RNA of Hymenoscyphus albidus, 3093 nucleotides long. The record is from the annotation of a GenBank genome assembly. NCBI's taxonomy places the organism in Eukaryota, Fungi, Ascomycota, Leotiomycetes, Helotiales, Helotiaceae.